Molecule: messenger RNA, 588 nt
Organism: Stylonychia lemnae
Lineage: Eukaryota; Ciliophora; Spirotrichea; Sporadotrichida; Oxytrichidae
Source: the annotation of a GenBank genome assembly
AUGACAUAGAGUAGUACCUGUGAAAAUGUAGUCAAAAGAAGAGGUAGACCUCCAAAAAAGAAUCCAAAUAAUUUAAAUUAGCAUCCAAAUACUUAGAAAUCAUAAAAUGAAAUCGAAGAGUAAAAAGAUGACCCAACAGAUAAAAAUGAAAAUUCAAACUAGAAUGAUAAAUUACAAAAAGAUCUUUAAGCUAAUUUCAAAAUAUUAAAGAAUGAUGAAUCUAAGCAUAAUACUUUAGAUACAACAUUAUCAUAGUCAUAAGGAAAGAAUGGAGUAGAUUAAGCUGAUAAAUAGAACUAAAAGCAGGAAUAAAAUGCUCAUAAUGAAGUAAAAGAUGAGCAGAGAAAGCAAAUUGAUGAGUCCAAGACUGUUGAAGAGGAUAAGUAAAAAUUAAAAAAAAGUUAAUCACUUAAAAGGAUGGAUAAGAUUUCAGUUAACUCUGAUGAAAAUGAAGAUACUACUUCUGAUAAAGAUAAGUCUCAGAAAAAGUUAAAAGAAAAGAUCAAGACUGAUAAUAGUAAUGACUAGAGUUUAAGUGAUUCUAAUAUAUAUGACUAAAAUUUCUGCAACAAUAAAAAGAUAUUUUGA